This is a messenger RNA of Acanthoscelides obtectus, 375 nucleotides long. NCBI's taxonomy places the organism in Eukaryota, Metazoa, Arthropoda, Insecta, Coleoptera, Chrysomelidae. The record is from the annotation of a GenBank genome assembly.
UUUUUUUACCUAUAUAAGACCAUGUUUUCAUUCAUCAACUCUUCAGUCAUGUCUAACACAUUUACUCAAACGGGUUACACUAGCAAACCAUCUGCUAAUUUUUAUCCACCAAUCGAGUUGAAUAUAUGUGCGGAUUACGGUCUGGGCUUAAUUGGCUUUUAUUCAUACAACAUGAAAUAAUAUCAAUGGAUGAUACAUAUAAAGAGAGAUAUGUAAACAAAGUUGAUGAAAUGUUCUAUUUGAAAGCCAACACUAUACUUUGAAGUGUGAACUCCAUUCUGUAUUCGAUAUUGCUCUGUCCAAUUCCAUGGCAACUAUGCUUGGAUUUAAGAACAACAUUUUUCCCAGAAAACAAAAUCUACACAUCGAAUUUAC